AUGGCCGACAGUGAAAGCCCACAGACAGGGUUUAGCUCUUUCAAAAAGAGAAAGAAAAUCAUUGUUAAUCGGAAAAGGAAGAAUGAAAGCUCGGAAAGCGACGAAGAUGAUGUUUCGGCUGUCAAAAAGGUUGAACGAGUGGGAAGAAAAUAUAAAGUUCUUGGAAAUAGCAGUUAUCCUGGAAAAGUUGGCCUAAAUCCGGAUAAAGCAAAAGCGCCAUCUUCAAACAGGGACAGUGACUCAGAAGACCAAAAUGUAGAAAACGGAAACGACAGCGUGCGAAGUAAAAAAAGUAUUUCUGUAACUUAUGAUUCUUCAAGGACAGGUAAACGAGAAGGCCCUGACGACAUGGGUGCUACAUCAUUUUUAGAAAUUGAAACACAGUUUGAUCGUGAUGCACAGGCAGUCUAUGAAAAACAACUCAAGGUAAAUAAAGAAAAGAAAGGCGAAGAAGAUGAUAAGUUAUAUAAAGGUCAAUCUGGGUAUGCAAAGUAUUAUGAAAAAAGAGAUACUGCUCAAGGAAAUGCUGCAAGUGGGAUGGUUAGGCAAGGACCAAUUAGAGCACCACUAAAUAUUAGAUCAACUGUUAGAUGGGACUACCAGCCUGAUAUCUGUAAAGACUAUAAAGAGACUGGCUAUUGUGGUUUUGGAGACAGCUGUAAAUUCUUGCAUGAUCGUUCGGAUUACAAACAUGGAUGGCAGCUAGAAAGAGAGUAUCAGUCUGGUGAAUACAACACAAAUGAUCCUCAUGCUUAUGAAAUCGAUAGUGAUGACGAAGAACUUCCUUUUGCUUGUCUGAUUUGUAGGGAAAGCUUUAAGGACCCGAUUGUUACAAAAUGUAAACACUAUUUCUGUGAAAAAUGUGCAUUGCAGCAUUUCAAGAAGAGUUCAAGGUGCUUUGUAUGUGGUGAACAAACCGCUGGAGUUUUUAAUACAGCUAAAGAUAUCAUUAAAAGAACAAAAGAAACAAAAAAGAAAGAUAUGAUAAAGAAUAAAGAAGAUGACUGAUGUGUCGUACAUUGCAAACACAACAUCAAAAG
Molecule: messenger RNA, 1040 nt
Organism: Rhopilema esculentum
Lineage: Eukaryota; Metazoa; Cnidaria; Scyphozoa; Rhizostomeae; Rhizostomatidae
Product: E3 ubiquitin-protein ligase RNF113A
Biological process (GO): snoRNA splicing
Cellular component (GO): U2-type spliceosomal complex
Molecular function (GO): metal ion binding
Source: RefSeq, a predicted model, not a curated record